AUGCUUGCCUCCGAGAGCACGCAGUCACGGCAGGAUGCAUGGCUACCUCCCCCAGCCGUGAAGCAUGGCGAGGGCAUGAUGGAAUGGGCGGAGAAGCAGGGCCUCAAGGCUUCGAGCAAGGUGGACUUCUUCUCCCCAGCCAAGGCGCCCAGCCAGGGCUUCUGCGCACGAGCACUGGAGCACAUCGACGAGGGCGAGCUUUUGUUGAACCUUCCACUGGGGUCCUGUUUGAGGCCACUGCCCAAGGACGCUUUGGUAUCAGCCGAGGACACCUUUGUGAUGGAUGAGCAGCAGAAGCUAAUGCUGCAGCUUCUACACGAGGUGCUGGUUUCUGGCGCGAACUCCAGCUGGUUCCCCUACAUCCGCACCUUGCCGCGUGCCUUCCCUACCCUGCCGCUCUGGUAUUCCGAGGAGGAGAGGCGCUUUCUCAAGGGCACCUCUGUGGAUGCCCUGCUGGAGGGCGGCCACAUCGCCAGCGACAAGGACCUCCAUGCCAUGCAGCAGUGUCGCGUCUUCAGCUGCCCGCCUUCGCUGGAGCAGCUGCGGUGGGCCGCCUCGGUGGUGGCCUCCCGCGCCUUCGACUCCAGCGGCGCCGGGGUGGUGCUGGCGCCCUUCGCGGACGCUUUGAACCACUCCGGUGCUGCGCCCCACACGCGGAUGAGAGAUUGCGGGGAGCACCUUGUGUUCCACGCGGAGAGGGAGAUCAACCCGGGAGAGGAGAUCAUGAACUGCUACGGCCUGCAGGGCAACACGCAGUGGCUGCUCAACGGCGGCUUCCUGGACCGGUCGCGGCCCUGCGACGACCUUUUGGUGACACCGCCGGACGUGGUCAAUGCUGCCCUGACGUACCUGCAGCGCAUGGACCAGGACGAUGAGCCUGAGGAGGACUCGGCUGAUGACGACGGACCGACUCCGGCGCAAGGUAGAGAAGCUUCGCUCUGCUCUCGCUUGUUCCUGCUGCAGGACCUGGGCAUCGGCGAGAACCCCUUCUGCCUGUCGCCUGCAGACCUACUGCCAGACGACCUGGCCACGAUGCUGCUGGCGAUUUGCAUGACCGACUCAGAGUUUGGUUCCUACCAGGAAGAGCGGGCUGCAGGCAGGAAGGCUUCCAUCGACCUGGGCGGCGAAGAGGGUGAGGCGCUGUCGGAGCAGCGCCUGGCGGAUCUCUACGGCUGCCUCCUGUGCCUGGUGGAGCUGCUGCAGCGGAGGUACGAGACCUCCUUGGAGGAGGACUUGGCGUUGCUCCAGUCCUUAGAUCUCGAGAUGGAGGUUUUGCAGCUGGAGCCGCCGGUGAAGCGCCCACGAGCGCUUCCACCUGGGGUGCGUCCCGAGAACGCGCGGAACAUCCUGCUGCUGCGGGUUGGUCAGAAGCGGGUCCUUGCAGCCUUGGCAGAGCAGGCAGCCGACUGCUUUGCAGCGUUGCGCCGCUCGGUCCCAGCCAUGGCGAACUGGGGGGUAAGGCCCCACACUUUGGUGGAGGCUGACCGCGAGCUUGCGCGAAUCUUUGUCGCCAUGUUCAAGCAGGUCACCGUCAGCGGUUCCGCACCCUCCGCGCGGCAUACCGGUGCUUGUGCGAUGGACUCCAGCGAUCGCAUGUGGAUCUAUGGGGGAAUUGUGACCGGGGGCGGCGGCAGUGCUUCUGAUGAGGUGUGGCGCUUGGACACGGUGGCGCAAAGCUGGACCCAGGUCUCCGUCACUGGCUCUCCCCCUCUCCGAUACUUCCAUUCGGCCACUAUAGACUCCAACGACGUCAUGUGGAUCUUUGGCGGAAAAGCCGUUUCUAGCACGAACAACAACCUACUGUUCACCUUGAACACGGCGACCGAAGCUUGGGCUGAGGUCGUUGCCACGGGCUCUGUGCCAACAGCUAGGAACAGGCACAGUGCGGCCAUGGACUCGAGCGACCGCAUGUGGAUCUUUGGUGGUUAUGCCGACGGCGUGAACUUGAAUGACUUGCACUACUUGGACACACCAACAGAGAAUUGGGUCCCGGUCACCGCAAGGAACCACAACCACCGCAUCAACUUCCAGCACUACCACGUCAACUUUCAGCACUACCACUUCAAGCACCCGCACUGCAACGUCAAGCUCCAGCAUUACAACAUCAGUGUCUAG
This is a messenger RNA of Effrenium voratum, 2115 nucleotides long. The record is from the annotation of a GenBank genome assembly. NCBI's taxonomy places the organism in Eukaryota, Dinophyceae, Suessiales, Symbiodiniaceae.